AUGGGGACCCUCGGCUGCUCCGUCAGCACCCGGGAGGUAUUCGGCAGGCUCCCAACCAGGCACCUGCAGCCCCAGCACCGGCUGCCCAUCCCCGCUCCUUGGGAGGACGAGCAGGUACCCAGCAGGCCGACUAGGCUGGAGGAGGAGAUACACAGGCGUGAGGAUGCAGAGAACAACCUGGUGCUGUUCCGGAAGGAUGUGGACGACGCCACCCUCUCACGCCUGGAGCUGGAACGCAAGAUCGAGUCGCUGAUGGACGAGAUCGAGUUCCUGAAGAAGCUGCACGAGGAGGAGCUGCGUGACCUGCAGGUGAGCGUUCAAAGCCAGCAGGUGCAGGUGGAGAUGGAGACGGUCAAGCCAGACCUGACGGCCGCGCUGCGCGACAUCCGCACCCAGUACGAGAGCAUCGCGGUGAAGAACCUGCAGGAGUCCGAGGAGUGGUACAAGUCCAAGUUUGCUGACCUGUCGGACGCGGCCAACCGGAACCACGAGGCGCUGCGCCAGGCCAAGCAGGAGAUGAACGAGUCCCGGAGGCAGAUCCAGAGCCUAACCUGCGAGGUGGAUGGGCUGAAGGGAACCAAUGAGGCUCUGCUGCGCCAGAUGCGGCAGCUGGAGGACCAGUACGGGGUGGAGGUCGGCAGCUACCAGGACACGGUGGGGCGGCUGGAGCAGGAGAUCCAGCACCUGAAGGAGGAGAUGGCGCGGCACCUGCGGGAGUACCAGGACCUGCUCAACGUUAAGAUGGCGCUGGACAUCGAGAUCGCCACUUACCGCAAGCUGCUGGAGGGCGAGGAGAACAGGAUCACAAUCCCCAUCCACUCGCUGGCCUCCCUCAGCAUGAAAACGUCGGUGCCCGAGCCGGAGCAGACCAUGGAGAGCCACACCAGGAAAAUGGUUCUGAUCAAAACCAUUGAGACCCGGAAUGGAGAGGUGGUGACUGAGUCGAGGAAGGAGCAGAGAAGCGAGCUGGACAAGUGAUCCUGGCGCCAGGCCUCUGCCCUGGACCCAGGCGAUGGCGUGAAACUGACGUGCAGAAGCCACUGCGAGACCCCCUGCUGCAGCCCCCCACCCGCUCCCAGCCACACUGGCCUUAUGACUACUGAUACCUCUGCCAGCCCUGCCGCACUGCCCAGUCCUCCCAGCCCGCCUGCCCUCGUGGGGCGCCCGGCGGGGCGAGCACAGCCAGACCCGCUCACAGCCCAGGGCAGGGGCUCACCCAGGGAAAGGAGCGAGGGGGCCCUGCCUCCUGUUCCCCCAUCCCUUUGCCCCCUCAUCACAUGCAAUUUCCUCUGUCCCUCCCCUGGUCUGUGCCCUUGGAUCUGACCUGGUUGCUUUUCCUGCCCCAGCCCUGCCUUGGGGGGGACGGGUGGGACUGACCUUCCCAGACUACAUGUACUGAGCUGGUAAAGAAGGACCCUGGCUCCCCCUCUGGCCACUGCCCGUGCUGUGCCCAUGCAAACGCCGAGACCCGUCACCAGCUCCAGUCCUGCUGCCCAGUCCUGCCAUGGUUCCCGCUUGACCCAGUUUGAUACCAAAGAGGAGUCUGCUGCUGAAGCGGAUUCCAGAGAGGAUCGGUCCUGGUUCCGCUAUCAAUCCUGAACUCCGCAGGGAUGUUACCUCCCACCAGCUGUUCCCAGGGCUACACGGUUCCUGCUGAGAGGACUAGGUCAGUGCUGUACCAGAGAUGCCUGGUUCUGAGUGUGAGACCAAUGUCUGACACGGUGUCUGUUCCCAGCCCCCAAUUCUGACACUGAUCAGUCCAGAAGCUGCAUUUUAGUACAGAAGACCCCCAUGGCUGGGACUGUUUACCACUGUUGAAUUUCUAGCCCCAGGACGCUCAGCCCAGAUUCCUGCUCCCAGGUUAAAUCCCACUACAAAUGGCUGACGUUGAAGCAGUUCCUAGUCCGGCUACGGACUCUUCCCAAUGCUGCUGAAUCUCCGUCUUGAUUCUCAUUCGUGCUGCUAGGAGCAGCUGGGAGUGAUCCCUUGCCUAAGACUCGGCCGUUUUGAACACGCGGUACUGAUGCCUGCUGUUUGCUCCUGGCACUGAUUUCUGCUUUGACCCCAAAUCCCAGCGCUGACAGGGAUAAGUGUGUCAGGUGCUGCACACCAGUGCUGAGUGAGACAAGGUGGGGGAGCUAAUGCCUGUUAUGGGACCAACUUCUGUGGGUGAAAGAGACGACAGAAGUUGGUCCAAGAAAAGAGAUUAGCUCCUCCAGCUCGUGUCUUUAGUAUCCUGGGCCCACCCUGACCACAACCCCGCAACGGGCAAUACUGACUGUCCAGUGCAGUCCCUGAGAGUGAAUCCUUCCCUAAGGAGCCCUGCUGGGGUGCGGAGUCUCAUUUUUGAUACGGAUCCCUGCCUGCCUGGUAGCAUGGGUGCCUCUCUGGGAUUUCAGACACGUUUUUAGCUCUCCUGCCCUGAUCUGGGAGAGUUUCUUCUCGCCCUUUUCAGCGCUGGCUCCAAUACUUGAACAGAUGCAUGGAACGAUGUUUCCGGCUGCCACAGGGUGCUGCUAUCCCAUCUCAGUAGCGAUUCCUGAGCCCAAUACCUGCUGCUGACACCAAGCCCUGCUGUGCUUUUCCGCUUCUGCUCCUCUGAGUGCGUCCCGAAGCCUAGUCCUGAGCCUGGCUGCGGCUAAAUCUGCAGUCCCAAAAUGCUUUCCCCCACUGCCCUCCUCACGGCUGUGCUCUGGCCGCCCACACUGUGCCUGAUUCUCAGAUCCCCUCCCUUGCCCCAGCCCUGCCUUCGUUAACCAGUGGGCUGGGGUAGGGACCCCUCACCCUGCUGCAACGGGACACGCUGGCGGCUCUGAGUAGCUGCAGGCUAGUUGCUUUGGUGCUCCCUGAACGACGACUUGCCCAGCGCUCGGCCGUGGUGUGGACCGUGCCCCGUCUUGCUUUACUGGCCACUAAAGAUCAUAGUGAGGAA
Chrysemys picta bellii (western painted turtle) is the source of this 2932-nucleotide messenger RNA. Lineage: Eukaryota; Metazoa; Chordata; Testudines; Emydidae. The record is from RefSeq and is a predicted model, not a curated record.